GGAUGAGAAAGAGGAGAUCACUGCAUUUCAUGGGAGAGUUAGAGAUAUUGCAAAUCAGGCCACACGUCUGAAUGAGCCCGGCCCAUCCCAGAAAACAAGUUGGUAGUCAAGGUGCUGAGAUCACUUCCUAAAGAAUAUGAAAUGGACGUCAAAGCAUUCAAACGUUCUCACAAGAUUAAGACCAUGACUCUCGAUGCACUUAUGGGAAUAUUGGAAUCAAUUGAACUCAACAUGGCAGAGGACAGUAAACAGCGUAAACCUGAUAGGCAGAUUGCAUUUCCCAGUACUGAGGUUGAAGAUGACCGUGAUUGUGAUUUGUCACUAGAUGAAGAUUUCCAAGAGCAGUUAUCCAUUUUCACACGGCAGUUCAAGAAACAAUGGGCUCAAAAGAGAGCCAAUCAAAGACUUGAAGGUACGUAUAAGGGACUCUCACCAAAAGAUGCAAAGUAUAGAGAAGAAAAAUACACAGAUAACCUUAGCUAUACGAAGAAAAAUGGGCCACAGUGCUUUGAAUGUGCUGGAUAUGGGCACAUCCAGUCUGAAAGUGCAAAUAACCUGAAGAAAAAGAGACAAACAUUCAAAGCAACAUGGAGUGAUGAAGAAUUUGAAGAUCAGAGUGAUUGUGGAGAAUCCAACUGCGCAUUCGUUGCUAGUGUUAAUUCAGGAGAUGAUGACAGUCUUGCAAAGCAACUAGAGGACCUGCAAGAAAAGCGGUCAGAGCUCUUAAUGGUGAACAAAAGGAAUAUAGCAGACAAAAACAGGCUACUUUCAGAAGUUGAUGCAUUAAAACAAAGGAUUGAAGGACUUAACUGUAAGAUUGAGGAACUCGAAGGAGAAAAAUCAGACUUACUAUUCGAGUUAAACCAACUGAAAUCCUAUCAAAAAUGGAUUAGGGUCGCUGGAGCAGAUGUGCUAGAUCAUCAUUCACUUAUGGCAAAGCCACCUGGAGACAUGACCUGCAUUGGAUAUUCAGACAAAGGAAAGACUUCAAAAUCCCUUAAAGUCAAUGAUGAGGAGGAAAGAGCGGCGUUACGAGUGGAGUACAAGAAGGUACGUAAACAAGCUAAGUUAGAGGUUACGAGGGCAAAGAAUGUCGCCUUUAAACACCUCUACAAGGAUAUAGAGGAGAAAGGCGGUGUUAAUCAACUGUUCCGGCUUGCUAAGGUGCGUGAGAGGAAGGCCCGAGAUCUAGACCAUGUGAGAUGCGUGAAGGGCAGCGAUGGUGGAGUGUUAGUUGAGACUACCAAGAUGGCAAACAACAACAACCCUUUCAACCUGCGAUAUGUUCUAGAAAAAGAAAAAGUAUCUCGAACUAACUUUCUUAAUUGGAAGAUAAAUCUUAAGAUUUUUCUCGAACGCGAGAAAAAUCUCUACGUCCUUACCUCUGAGCCUCCCAAAGCUCCUGAAGCGAAUGCCCGUGCUGCGGAAAUUACUUCGUACAAGAAGUAUGAGGAUGACGCACGCGAUGCGAGAUGUCUCAUGCUAGCCACCAUGACCCAGGAGCUCCAAAGGCUCCACAAGGACAUGGAAGCUCAUCCUAUGAUGACUCGCUUGAAAGUUGGUCCCCACGUUCUCAAGAUGAUCGGUCAGAUCGAAACUCUUGAAAAACUGGAUGCCCCGUUGCACCCUAUGCUGCCAACUGAUCUCAUCAUGGGAUCACUACCAGCUGAGUAUAGUCAAACUGUAGUGAACUUCUACAUGAACAAACUAGAGAUGACUAUGUGUGAGCUACUGAAAUUCAUCACAACUGCUGAGGAGAGUCUAGGGAAGGGCAAGGGUAAGUCUGUCCUAAUGGUAGAGGAUAGUACUAUUGUGAAGAAGAGUGGGUCACGUUCGCCGGCCGGGACCAAGCGCAAGGGUUCUAAGAAACCCAAUCCAGCGUCCAAGUCCUCUUCGUUGAAACCCAAAGUAGGUGUAACACCCUAAUCCGUACAGGGUUACGUCUCAUAGAUACGCAUUCUCAAAUCGUUGAUUUCACCAAGCUCGUUCAAUCUUCGAAAGAUUAACAAUUUUCAAUUAAGCAAGGUCUUCACU
This is a messenger RNA of Cuscuta campestris, 2034 nucleotides long. NCBI's taxonomy places the organism in Eukaryota, Viridiplantae, Streptophyta, Magnoliopsida, Solanales, Convolvulaceae. The record is from the annotation of a GenBank genome assembly.